This is a messenger RNA of Nilaparvata lugens (brown planthopper), 1738 nucleotides long. RefSeq names its product E3 ubiquitin-protein ligase TTC3-like. The coding region runs from base 302 to 1723 and encodes 473 amino acids. Gene Ontology annotation, molecular function: protein binding. The transcript is spliced from 13 exons. Lineage: Eukaryota; Metazoa; Arthropoda; Insecta; Hemiptera; Delphacidae. The record is from RefSeq and is a predicted model, not a curated record.
CGGACGCCUUCAGUUUCAGAAAACAAAACUUUCAUUCAUUUUCAUCGCAUUGAAUUCGUUGGACAGGUUGAAAAGAUUUAAUUUUAAAAUCAAAUACAACUUUGUUUUUACAAAUUUUGAAUAAUUAUGUCUUGUUAUGAAAUUAGGAAACUUUGAUUCUUGAAUUUGACCACUGUAGAAGCUGCAGCCAUAACGUUCAUACAAAAUAAAAAAUAAAAUGAAUCACUGUGCUCUAGUUCUCACGGCUGUAACGGCGCGUCUCGAGCAGCGCAUCUGGCAUCUCUAAGCAGUUAUAUCCCGCAUGGAUUCAAAAGAAAAAAGAGAUAAACUGAAGAGGAGAGGUGAGGCUGAACGGUGUAGAGAUCUGGGAAAUUUUUAUUUUAAAAACGGCCAUUAUGAACAGGCGAUUUCUGCAUACUUAGAAGGUUUGUCCUUCCUAGAAGAAGAUUAUCUUUUGCAUUGUAAUUUGGCACAAGCUUUCAUAAAGGUGAAGCAGUUCAAUAGAGCUUGUUGCCACGCGUCACUUGCAAUUGAAUUGAACCCCACCUUCUGGAAGAGUUACGCUAGACUCGCUAAAGCUUUGUACGAGACAGGUCAAAAGGUGGAAUCCUAUGAAGUGUUGAUGCAAGGAUUUGUCCUCUGUGAUCAAAAAGAAGAAUUGCAGAAGUGCUUCUAUCACAUUCCUGCUACUUCAGACGAGGAGGCGAAUGUGAAAGCUGCCAAAAAACUGAAGAGAUUGGUUACCGAAGAAAGUAGAAGGUUGAUGGGUGAAGAAGCAAAGAAGUCGAAGAAAACGAAAGAAAAGAAAAAAAUGGAAAAUAAUGAAGAGGCUGAACCUGCCCCAACCAACGGAGAUACAGCUACAACCAGUGCGCCUUCUAAAACUGAAAGUACUCAGAAAAAACCAGUUGAUUCUCAAGAAAUUAAAAAAAAACCAGUGGACUUUCAAGAUAUAAAGAAUGACCAAUUUCUUGCACUUGCUGAAAAAUCUUCUCAUGAAGUAUACUCUGGUCAAAAGAAAGAGUUUGAAGCAUUUUUGAAGGAAGGAUAUGAGGAAGCACAAAAAGAAUCAUUUACAAAAGCUCUAGAAUGCUAUAGGAAAGCUUUGAAAAUUAGAGAGGAAGUGCCGUUGAAAUAUUUAGGACUGCAAGAUAAACAUUGUCUUGUAAUCACAUAUAUUCUUAACCUGAUGAGAAUAAAAACGAAUACUUUCGAAAAUUUACAACAAACAAUACAUGAUUUGAAGGCGAUUGACGAAGUUGGAGAAUUCCAAAUCAUGCCUGCUUUUUAUUAUAUUAGAAGUUUAGCAUAUUUGAAAAUGAAUAGGUUUAAAGCCGCAUUAGAAGAAUUAGAUUCAUGCAAUGAACUCCUUUCAUAUAGAAGGUCUUUUCCUUUCAAAGAAUAUUGUUGGCCUUCUACGACGGUCAUUAUUAAAGAGACCACCAAGGAGGGUUUACAGCAAGCAAUAAACGACCUGAUAACGCAAGCAAAAUCAGGUCUUCUCAUUGUACCCACAGCAGUCUGUCGUUACAUUCAAUGUCUUGAAGUAAGCUCUCAUAUUCUUCCUUCCGAACAAAUAUUUCUCACGGAUCCAGAUUUCGUUGGCUAUGUGACAAUAACGUGUGAAGAAAAGUGUCAUAUUCAGUAUCAUCUGCAUUGUUGGAAAGCAUAUCGUGAACGUAUGUCUGAAUUCGAGAAAAUUGCUGAUAAGGUAUUCUCUUGAAUUUAUUCCUUUAUU